GCCAUGAGCCAUGAGGCAGACAUGAGGGCGGGUGUGCUGCAGAGUGAAGCCGGGCUGCUUCUGCACAACAAGUUCGUGGUGAUUCUCGGCGGCUCAGUGCAGCGCUCCAUGUACAAAGACUUGGUCCUGCUGCUUCAGAGGGAUCAGUACCUGACUGCGACUCAACUCAAAGCCAAAGGCGAGUUGUCCUUUGAACAGGACGUCCUGGUGGAAGGGGGUCAGUUCGGACCCAUGACCAACGGCACCGAGUACAGAGAGGUCCGACAGUACCGCUCCGACCACCACCUGCUGCGCUUCUACUUCCUGACGCGGGUCUACUCCCCGUACAUGGAGAGCAUCCUGGAGGACCUCCGGCAAGGACUCCAGCCCGAUGUCCUGGUCAUCAACUCUUGUCUCUGGGACAUCACCAGGUACGGCCUGGAGUGUCUGGGCCAGUACAAAGAGAACCUGCACAAGUUCUUUGGCCAGAUUAAAUCCAUCAUGCAUGACCACUGCCUCAUCUUGUGGGCUCUGACCAUGCCGGUGGGCAAGAAGAUCAAAGGUGGCUUCCUGGUGCCUGAGCUGAGCCACCUGGCUCCCACGCUGCGCUACGACGUCAUCGAGGCCAACUUCUACGGCGGCCGGCUGGCGGAGGAGUACGGCUUCGACGUCCUCGACCUGCACUUCCACUUCCGCUUCAGCCUGCAGCACCGGAGGGCGGACGGCAUCCACUGGGACGCGCUGGCCCAUCGGCACAUCAGUAGCCUGCUGCUGCGGCAUGCUGCCGACGCCUGGGGGGUGGAGCUCCAAGCCCCACCCCCUCCUGCAGCGGGAGCUGUACUCGGCAGGCAGCCGGAUGCUCGUCCUCACCUCCCUGCGCAGCCUCGUCGUCCUCCAGGUCGACGUGUUCCUGCUAAUGGGAACUGGAGACUGGCCGCAGGGCCGUGGCAGGAGGCUUCAGACCCAGCAGGUCCAAUGGACCCGAUGAGACGGGGAGUCACAUGGCCUCCGGAGAGGAAGCCGAGUUAGUAAUGUGUGAUCAUCCAUAAGGAGAGAGAGAAGAGGAGAGAGGUGCUCAGUGUAUCCUAAGACGUCCCCCAGCAGCAUAUAGCAGCAUCUCCAGGGUGUAGUUUCUCAGUUUCUCUCACAUUUGGUAAAAGAGUGAUAGAAAAUACUUUUACUCAAAAUACGAUAUCACAAAAUGUGGUUUUAGAUAUUCAUUACAAAUUUUAUUCAUAUAUUACACAACUUUUGUGAACCUAAAGGCUUUGGUAAACCAAUUUCCAGCACCAAACCCUUCGUCCACAUGAGUAAAUGUAUGUUUUCACAAGAGAUUUGAAGAGUUGAAUAAAUCGGACUUCAACUUUCUAGCUUUGGGGCCCAGUUGGCUCUUUACAGUGUGCCUCAAGACGAUGGUGCUUCAUUGUAGAGAUAGCUGAGAUGGUUCUGUUUCAUGUAUAAUACAGGUAUGUAUCGAAUGCAAGUUUCUUUUUAAAAAGUGAAGUUAAGAAAUUAUGUAAUAUUGAGAAAAAAAGUCCUUGGACCCAGGUCUGUUUUCAUUAUGUAGUCUUACAAUAUUAUUGUUUAGUCGUGAAAACCUAUUAUUUUUUAAAGGUACACUUUUAAUUUUUA
Messenger RNA from Pseudoliparis swirei, 1611 nucleotides. Its product is annotated as PC-esterase domain-containing protein 1A-like. Lineage: Eukaryota; Metazoa; Chordata; Actinopteri; Perciformes; Liparidae. Bases 4 to 1008 code for a protein of 334 amino acids. The record is from RefSeq and is a predicted model, not a curated record. The transcript has 7 exons.